AUGCCUCCGGACUCCCAGAAUUAUACAAGGGAUAGGGGCUUCUUGGAUCUCCUCUCUAUCAGAUCUACAUCAUAUUUGCUCCGGCAGCCAGACCAUUACACCACUCAGCAAAAGAAAGCAGAUAGAGAACGAGGAUGCACAGAGGAUCAGAUAUCAGCAAUUGGAAGCAUCUUGAAAUAUGAUCCAAAGGAGUGGUACGACAUCCUCGCGGUGUCCGAUACAUGUACAACAGAGGAGGUAAACCAGGCCUAUGAAGAGAAAUCACUUGCCGUUCACCCCAAAAAAAACCCCUCUUCGGAAGCCUAUAGGGCAUUUCAAAGUAAGUAUGUCAAUUAUAUCACCUCUAUGUUAAAGCUAAUGUGACAAGUUGUUGAAAACGCUGCAAAUGCGCUGAGACAUGGAGACGAAUACAAAGGAGAGGAUGCUACCAAUAGCGAGAGAAGCAAAGGUUCUAGGGCGAUCAAAACUCAGGAACGCGCGAUGACGACUCUAUUUCAAAAGGAAAUCUACAAGUUAGCAACACCGUAUAUGGAAGCCCUCAUAGAGAACCCCUGGCUUGGGAAUUGGAAGGAGCUAGACCAACUAAACGAUCACAUCAAGCGGCAGAAUGAGAGAGAUGGCAAAGAGGGAGUUGACAAGUUUCAGGGAACUAUCGAUUACCAUACUCAUGUGGCCAUGUUUAAGCUUGUUGAUGAGUACAAAAAGCUCAUUAAAAAGACACCUACGACUCCCACCGAGAGAAGAAACCAAGCUAUGGCGGAAGAGAAGCUUCCUCAAAUCUGGCAAUCCCUGGACGUAACAAAUACAGCGAGAGGUUAUCCCCAAAGUUGGAACACCUCUCAGCCAGAAACUCUCGGUCUUCCAGGCUCAGUUACCACGGCUGGCCCCUGUAAAUCGACUAUGAGCCAUAUUCUACCCAGGUAUGAAAAACCGGCAGAGGGAUAUAUGGCUAAGGUGAUGAGGAAUGUUCCAUACCAAGAGGUUCCCAGUUUCGGCAACGUGCGACCCAACCUAAUAAAGACCGAGCCUCUUGAGGAGACCAAGGUAAUCAAUACAGGCCCAGCACAGGAUAUAGACAUGGUUUCAACUCAUGCUCUAGCUAAGCAACUAAAUAACGAGGUUGAAGGCUUAAAGGAACAGAUGAAUGAAAUGCGCACAUAUAUGCUACAAUUGUUAACGGGGAUGAUUGCAAGGCCUGCUGCUUGA
Molecule: messenger RNA, 1206 nt
Organism: Hymenoscyphus albidus
Lineage: Eukaryota; Fungi; Ascomycota; Leotiomycetes; Helotiales; Helotiaceae
Source: the annotation of a GenBank genome assembly